AGUAAAACGGUCGGAAAAACAGUAGUGCGCGAAUUUUCGCGGUGGAAAUACAUGUUGUGACUGUCCCAAGUAAUGAGAAAAUCCCAGUUACAAUGCUAAAGUUCUUACUACUGAUCGCCACGCUGGCUACAAGAACCAACAGCGACACAUUCACCUUGGGAUAUUUAACGGGAUCCCAAAGGAGACCCGGCGAUAAAGAAUAUUCGCGCCCAGGCCUGACUAUCUCCGGUGCCAUUUCUUUAGCUGUCGAGGAAAUAAACGCGGGACUUUUCGGCAAACGAGGUCACAAACUGGACUUUAUCAUAGCGGAAACGUACGGCGAGGAGGUCGUCAGUGUCCAGAAAACCGCCGACUUAUGGACUCGAAACGUGUCCGCUUUUAUUGGACCCCAAGAGACUUGCGAGCACGAGGCCUUUAUGGCGGCCGCGUUCAAUGUACCCAUGAUUUCUUAUUUUUGUACCCACUCUGCCACCUCAGACAAAUCGAAAUUUCCAACUUUCGCCAGGACGAGACCUCCCGAUCCUCAAAUUUCCAAAUCGGUUAUAUCAGUUUUAAAUAACUUCAACUGGACGCACGUGGUGAUCUUAUACCUAAAAUCCCCCGAGUACCAAUUUGGCAACAUCGCGGAGAUCCUCGUCGAUUCCUUACCGAAAACCGGUAUUGAAGUAUUCGCAAUAAAAUACUGGACAACCCCGUAUCAUCACGGAUAUAUGGAAAACCCCUUUGCCGCCCUAGUGGGUGAAACUUACAGGGACACAAGGAUUUAUGUCGUCCUGGGCCAUUAUUACGAACAUUUGGGACUGAUGGUCGCCAUGGAACAGAAGGGAUUGUUUCAGACCGGUGAAUACUUCGUGGUAGGCGUGGACAUAGAGCAGUACGACCAGAAAAACCCCUCCAAGUACCUUAGAGGGUUGCUAAGGGACUCUGACCUACCGAACGACCUAAUAGCACAAAGGGCUUAUAGAAACUACAUAGGAAUAGUGCCGUCCAGCCCAAUAGGGUUUGAGAAUUUUUCAAAUUUAGUCAACGAGUACAUGGAGCGCCCCCCGUUUAAUUAUCCGAACCCGUUGGCCUUUUUUGGGGGGGUAAAAACGCUAAUAUCUCCCAAACCCUUGAUCCGUGCCGAGGCGGCUUACCUAUACGACGCCGUCCAUCUCUACUCGAAAGCCUUACUAAAAGUAAUGGAUAACGGAGGUAAUCCGAGGAACGGCACGGCGAUAAUAAACGCCAUGAAGACCACGCAUUACCGUAGCGCCAUGGGUUACUUGGUGUAUAUGGACGAGAACGGGGAUGCCGAAGGGAAUUACACCCUAAUUGCCAGGAAACCGUUGAAAUAUAAGAAUAGGGACGAGUUCGGAUUGUUUCCGGUCGGGGUUUUCGGGUUGAGUGGAAACAAGGGAUUACCGAUAAUUCAUUUCACUGGUACCGUCGACUGGGUGGCCGGACAUCCUCCCAUCGCCGUGCCGUCGUGUGGAUUUAGGAACGAAAAAUGCAUUACUUAUACAGUGGAAAUCACCGGUGGAGUGGCGGGUGGCCUAAUUUUGGUCACCCUGUUGGUGUCUUUGGUGUUGUAUCGCAACUGGAGGUACGAACAGGAGCUCGACAGUUUGCUGUGGAAGAUCGACUUUAAGGAGAUCAAGUUUAACGAGGAAAAUGGUAAAAAUAGGAAUUCUCAGCCAUUUAUAAGAACCAGCCAGGUGUCCCUAAGUUCGAACCCGGACGCGGACUUCCGGUACACCUCGAUCUUCACCCAAAUCGGAAUUUAUAAGGGACGAGCAUUUGCCGUCAAAAAGGUCCAUAAGAAAACCAUAGACAUUACCAGGGAGAUGAAAAAAGAACUGAAAAUGAUGAGAGACUUGAGACAUGAUAAUUUAAACGCUUUUAUCGGGGCCUGUACCGACCCGCCCAACAUCUGUAUCGUCACGGAGUACUGUACCAGGGGCAGUCUAAAAGACGUGCUGGAAAACGACGACGUGAAACUGGAUAAUAUGUUUGUGGCUUCCUUAGUCGGGGACAUUUUGAGGGGGAUGAUUUACUUGCACGACUCCCCGAUAAGAUUUCACGGGGGGUUGCACACUGGCAAUUGUUUGAUCGACUCCCGCUGGGUGGUGAAACUAAGCGACUACGGACUGAGGGAGUUCAAAAGGGGUGCGGGGGAAAACUGUGUAAACGACCCCGCGAAAAUUAGGGACAAAUGCUACAAAAUGCUGUAUAGGGCUCCUGAACUGUUACGUCUCCAAGAAUCCUUAUUAACAAAGGACCAGCCUUUGGGCACCCAAAAGGGCGACGUCUACUCCUUCGGGAUGAUUUUGUAUGAGAUUCAAGUGCGUCAAGGGCCGUGGGGGGAACAAGGGGGUUUAAACCCCGCGGAAGUUUUAAAUCGAGUGGUUUAUUGCAAGGAUCCAAAACAACCCUUUCGGCCUCCCCUGGACAAACUGGAGAACACUUUCGUCAAGGAGUGUCUUAAAGAGUGUUGGGCGGAGGUACCGGAAGACCGACCCGAUUUUAAAAGUGUCCGUGGCAAAUUGAGACCGUUGAGAAAAGGGAUGAAACCGAACAUCUUCGAUAACAUGAUGGCGAUGAUGGAAAAGUACGCGAACAACCUGGAGAUGCUGGUGGACGAACGUACCGAUCAGUUGCAAGAAGAGAAGAAGAAGACUGACGCCCUUUUGUACGAAAUGCUCCCGAAACCGGUGGCAGAUCAACUGAAAAAGGGCAACAAAGUGGAGGCGGAGUCUUUCGAACUGGUGACGAUUUAUUUCAGUGACAUCGUGGGAUUCACCGCUAUGUCCGCCGAAAGUACCCCGUUACAAGUGGUGAAUUUCUUGAAUGAUCUGUACAGCUGUUUCGACUCAAUUAUCGAGAAUUAUGACGUGUAUAAGGUGGAGACCAUCGGGGACGCUUAUAUGGUGGUGAGUGGGUUGCCCAUACGCACCGACCAUCACCAACACGCCGCCGAGGUGGCCACCAUGUCCCUCCAUCUGCUCCACGAAGUCAAAAAUUUCACCAUAAGACACCGGCCGGGGCACAAGUUGAUGUUGCGCAUCGGGAUCCAUUCUGGACCGGUGUGCGCCGGUGUGGUGGGGCACAAGAUGCCUCGGUACUGCCUUUUUGGUGAUACAGUCAACACCGCCAGCAGGAUGGAGUCCACUGGACUACCUCUGAAGAUUCAUUGCAGUAAAACGUGCAAGGAUUUGCUCACGAAAAUGGGCGGGUACCAUCUGGUGGAACGCGGCAUGGUGGACAUGAAGGGCAAAGGCCGCCAGCUGACUUAUUGGCUCAUAGGGGAAGACGCGCACUUCCGGAAAAUCCGGAAGGAGUUACGGGAGAUCCGGAGGGGCAGGCACAUGCGCACUUUAACCGAAAACGGUCACUACAUGAUCACCAGGAGCUCAUUGAAGAGUAAACACGUGCGAAGUCCGAUUCCUAGGUGCUCCUCCUUCGAGAGUCCUAAGAGAUUACGGUUCGCCAACGGGGGAGAGGGUGAAAUGGGUCAGUACCUGGAGGCUAUCGUUGAUCGCAGUAGCCCUUGUAGGGAGUAUUUGGGGUCCAACUUAGAUGCGCUGUUUGUUAAACCCUCGUCGACCUCCUGUCCGUGCAUAGAGAACCUGGCGAACUGUGCGACGUCACUGACCCAGUCCCAACUGACCGUCCUGACUGACGACCAGAAGCAGUGUUGCCACAGUGUGCCGACGUUGCCACGUUGUCACCUCAACGUGCCCGGAAUUAUUCAGACCACGCUGUCGGCUCCGGUGAGUCCUCGUAAGGGCGAGUGGGGGGCCGAGUGCACUCCCUUAUUGAAGAUUACCGAGGCUCAAGACGUGGAAACUUGUGUUUAAUUUAUAUAUAUAUAUGAGGCGGCAACACUGUCUGUGUAUGAGUUUGAGGUAGUUUUUUUGUUACUGUGUUAGUGGAAAUAUAUGAAUGAAGUUCUAUAA
Anthonomus grandis grandis is the source of this 3938-nucleotide messenger RNA. RefSeq names its product guanylate cyclase 32E. Gene Ontology annotation, cellular component: membrane. Gene Ontology annotation, molecular function: peptide receptor activity; guanylate cyclase activity; ATP binding. The record is from RefSeq and is a predicted model, not a curated record. NCBI's taxonomy places the organism in Eukaryota, Metazoa, Arthropoda, Insecta, Coleoptera, Curculionidae. Gene Ontology annotation, biological process: intracellular signal transduction; receptor guanylyl cyclase signaling pathway; cGMP biosynthetic process. The transcript is spliced from 22 exons. Bases 93 to 3839 code for a protein of 1248 amino acids.